Fusarium odoratissimum NRRL 54006 is the source of this 360-nucleotide messenger RNA. RefSeq lists its product as uncharacterized. The record is from RefSeq and is a predicted model, not a curated record. Lineage: Eukaryota; Fungi; Ascomycota; Sordariomycetes; Hypocreales; Nectriaceae. The transcript has 2 exons. The coding region runs from base 1 to 360 and encodes 119 amino acids.
AUGCUACAACUUCGGAACCGCAUCGCAAGCCUCACGAUAGGUUCCUUCACCUUCUGGGGUGUAACUGCCCAGUUGAACGUUCGCAUUCCGCUUACCAGGGAGGUCGACAAUUUUGCGACAGAGGCGUUGGAUAAUUGGAAAGUCGCAGGUUUAUCCAUUGCUGGAUACGGCUUUGCGGCAUUGCCUGAUAAGUCAGUCACACCGGAAACGCUUUGGUACACCGCUUCGACUACAAAGGCACAGACGUCCCCUACUCUAGCCCACCUGAUCGACUCUGGAAACUACCCGGCUCUCGCCAACGGUUGGUCGACGACAAUCUCCACAAUCAUUCAUGACGAUUCCGUGCUUCAGGACUCGUAG